AUGACAGCCCUAGUCGCUGAUUUUGGUAUAUCUCGUUUAACUAGUACAAAUUCCAUAGAUUCACUCAGUACAACAACAUUUGCACUCAAGGGAUCUAUCGGGUAUAUUGCUCCAGAGUAUGGAUUGGGUGGGAAUGUUUCUGUAAAGGGAGAUGUUUAUAGUUACGGAAUUCUGAUAUUAGAGAUGGUUACAAGGAAGCGGCCAAGUGAUGACAUGUUUGUAGGAGACAUGAGCUUGCAAAAGUGGGUGAGUUCAGCUUUUCCAAACGGAGUGGCAGAAAUUGUUGAUAGCGCGGUACUGAAAGAUGUGAAUGAAAACAUGGAAGAAAAUAAAUGUCUUAUUUCAUUCAUUCAUGUUGGUUUACUUUGUAGUGGUGAAUCACCAAGAGAAAGACCUUCCAUGAGAGAUGUAGCCAAAGCCUUGGAGAGCCUAAAGACAUCUCUGAUCGGAGGUGCAGCUGCUUCCAAUUUAACAGCCACUAUAUCAGAACUCCUGGACAAUACCAAUCUCACAGGAACAUUGGCAUCUGAUAGUCAAAGUUCUUCAUUUUAG
Molecule: messenger RNA, 552 nt
Organism: Cryptomeria japonica (Japanese cedar)
Lineage: Eukaryota; Viridiplantae; Streptophyta; Pinopsida; Cupressales; Cupressaceae
Product: probable LRR receptor-like serine/threonine-protein kinase At3g47570
Exons: 2
Coding region: 1-552 (183 amino acids)
Biological process (GO): protein phosphorylation
Molecular function (GO): protein kinase activity; ATP binding
Source: RefSeq, a predicted model, not a curated record